AUGAGGGAUCAUUUUAUCAGGAAUGUACAGCAGGAUCAACUUAUUACAUAGAAAUAAUGGCUCAGGGACACCAAGGCUUAUGCUUUGGGUUUAUCUUCUUACUAUGCUUCUUCAGCUCUACUUUUGCACUCAGGAUUCUUAAGGACCUCCCUAUGAUGGAGCCAAGAAAGCUAGAUCUGAACCAUGAAAUGAUGCCUGGGAUGGUUAUGCUACAGCCAGAUCAUGAGGUCCAACCUGAGCACACGGUCAAGCCUGGCCAUACACUCCAGUCCAUGUCCGGUGUAUCAGAACAUCCAGAGCACACGGUUAAGCCUGGCCAUACACUCCAGUCCAUGUCCGGUGCAUUAGAACAUCCUGAGCACAAGGAAAAGCCUGACCAUAAACUCCAGUCUAUGUUGGGAGAACAUCCUGAGCACAAGGAAAAGCCUGACCAUAAACUCCAGUCUAUGUUGGGAGAACAUCCUGAGCACAAGGAAAAGCCUGACCAUAAACUCCAGUCUAUGUUGGGAGAACAUCCUGAGCACAAGGAAAAGCCUGACCAUAAACUCCAGUCCAUGUCUGGUGAAUCAAAACAUCCUGAGCACAAAGUCAAGCCUGAUCAGAUAAUGCAGACCAUGGCGAGUGAACUGGAAGAGGAAGAUCCUGACCACACAAGUAAGCCUAUGGGGUAUGGUGUAGGUAGGGGCUAUGGAAGUGGUGGGUCUGGUGUUGGCUAUGGCGUUGGAAUUGGCUCUAGUGGAGGCAGUGGCUUUGGAGAAGGUAUUGGCUCUAGUGGAGGCAACGGCUUUGGAGAAGGAAUUGGCUCUAGUGGAGGCAGCGGCUUUGGAGAAGGAAUUGGCUCUAGUGGAGGCAGCGGCUUUGGUGAAGGAAUUGGUUCUGGUGGUGGUACAGGUAUUGGCAUUGGAGAAGGAAUAGGAUCCGGGUCUGCCCAACCCAAUUGCGGCCCUGUCACGGGAGCUCCAGGUAGCGGAUUCGGUGAAGGCAUAGGACAAGGUAGUGGUCCAGGGGAAGGGAUUGGUAUCGGUAUAGGACAGGGUGGACCUAGUGUAGUAGUCCCAGGCACAAGAAUCCCUCCGAUAGUGGUUCCAGGCGCACAGAUUCCCGGUUUUGUGAUUCCAGGUAUCACAGUUCCUGGCUACGGUACUGGAUGCCAAACAGGUGGCUGCAAUCCGAACCCACCACACUACUAUAUCCCACCAAGCUGUCCCCAUUGUCCACCUUUCACAUCAGGACAAGACAAACACAUGUCAGACAAAGGAGCCAUGACCGAAGCUCUUGCACCCACUUCACCGGAGAUACAUGUUUAAGCUUUAAGAGUCCAUGAAACACCAGUCUAAUAAAUCACUCAUAAUGAAAUCUAUUUUGGUUUAUAAAAGCUUCACAGAAAGUUGAAUAAUACAACUUUCUUGCUCAAGUAAAAAGAUAUAUAAGGGAAAUGCAUAUAAGAAUAAGUGAGAAGUACUCAGAGACAGAAAAAGAUUGAUUAAGAAUUAGGCAGCUGGUAAUUGCAUUUCCAUGGCUGUGUAUCUGUAUGACUGACAAAUGAGUUUAAAUAGACCGGUCCACAAAUCAAGUU
Messenger RNA from Arabidopsis thaliana (thale cress), 1576 nucleotides. It is a transcript of the gene ATA20, whose product is annotated as anther 20. The transcript has a single exon. The record is from RefSeq and is marked reviewed. Lineage: Eukaryota; Viridiplantae; Streptophyta; Magnoliopsida; Brassicales; Brassicaceae. Bases 57 to 1307 code for a protein of 416 amino acids.